GGAAUGGGGAAUAGAAGUUCAAAUAAUCAGAAUUAAAAAAUUGGGCAUGAAAGUAGGUGUCCUAAUUGUGAUCGUAAAUUUGGAUCAUCUACUACUUAUUAAGUUUUAAAUUCUCAUAUAGAUUAAUGUCUAUAACACGUUUAAGUUUAAAAUAUUAUGGGAUUUCAGAUGCCCUAGACAAAAGUUCAAUUAGGAGAUAAUUAUAUUUGGAUUAAAUAAAAUGAUAAAUGGAAAAGAGUUUAAUCAUAAGUAAAUGGUGGAUAGAUAUAGGUAUAUAUAAAUUAUAUAAAAAUAGAAUUUAAAAUCAAUAGAUAUUCAAAAGAGAUCCUUUGCUGAAAAAUAAGUUUGGUUUAAUAUGUAACUAGAAAAAUUUAGGAUACCUUGGCAAUUGGGAUCAGAUAAAUUGAUUGUUAAUCAUAAUGAUUUGCUUUCAUCCUCACUUAAUUCAGCUAGAGGAGUUGAUUUUUAUAAAGAAGUCAAAGUAGUAUUUUAGAAUGACAAAGUUUAAGAUGCAGGUGGAUUAUUAAGAGAAUGGCUUACUUUAAUUUUCAAAGAAAUGUGCAAAGACAUAUUUGUUCUAACUGAAACAAAUGAUGUUUCUUAUAAAAUUGCUAAACAAAGUAUCUAUUUUGAUUUAGUUGGCUUGGCUAUAGCUAAAGCUUUAUUUGAAAGAAUGACUAUUUGUGUUGAAUUAGACAGACCUUUAAUUAAAAAACUGUUAGGAUAUCAAAUUACGCUCUCAGAUAUAUCAUUUUAUGAUAAAAGUUUAUAUCUCAGUUGGAAAUAUCUUUUAGAUAAUUAAUUUGAUGAGAACCUAUUGUAAUAAUACUUUAUCAUUUGUAAAGAUGAUGAAAUUAUUGAAUUAAAAUAAGAUGGAGCUAAUAUAUUAGUCAAUAACGAAAAUAAAUAGGAGUUUGUUGAUUUAUGGUAUUAAUCUAAUUAAAAUUUAGUAUUCAAUUUUACACUGAAAAACUAAUCUCCACUUAAUUAAAUUAAAUUUAAACUAAUUUAUACAAAUACAUCCCAUUAGAAUAUUUGAAUAUAUUUACUGCUGAAGAAUUUGAAAUGCUUCUCUAUGGAGUUUCAGUUGUUGAUUUAGAUGAAUGGAAAUAACAUUCCACAUAUAAAUAACCUUAUUCUGAAAAUAAUUAACAAAUAAUAUGGUUUUGGAAAAUCUUAUCUGAAUUUGAUUAAGAUUAGUUAAAGAAAUUCUUGCAUUACUGUACUGGAUCAUAUAGAAUACCAGUCAAGUAUUAAUUUAAUUAUAUUAAGUGGAUUCAGCAAAUUAGAAUCUAAUAGAGGAAUGUACUCUAAAUUUUAAAUCACUCCAAUUGAAUUUAAAAAUGCUAAUUCUUUUCCGAUUGCCCAUACUUGCUUUAACAGACUUGAAUUGCCAAAAUAUUCAACCGAAGAAAUAAUGAGGAAAUAUUUGAGAUCUAUUGUUUUAAAUGAUCUAGAAGGAGUUUUUGGAAUGGAAUGA
Molecule: messenger RNA, 1480 nt
Organism: Paramecium sonneborni
Lineage: Eukaryota; Ciliophora; Oligohymenophorea; Peniculida; Parameciidae
Source: the annotation of a GenBank genome assembly